This is a messenger RNA of Medicago truncatula (barrel medic), 2644 nucleotides long. Its product is annotated as hydroxyproline O-galactosyltransferase GALT6. The record is from RefSeq and is a predicted model, not a curated record. Gene Ontology annotation, molecular function: hydroxyproline O-galactosyltransferase activity; carbohydrate binding. Gene Ontology annotation, cellular component: Golgi membrane. The transcript has 7 exons. NCBI's taxonomy places the organism in Eukaryota, Viridiplantae, Streptophyta, Magnoliopsida, Fabales, Fabaceae. The coding region runs from base 243 to 2174 and encodes 643 amino acids.
AAAUAGCUUUCAUUUUCAUUCUCUUUCUGUGUUCUCUCUGCAUUCAUAUUUAUUCAUGUGACUGCAACAACAAAGUUUUUUCACAACCUUCCCACAAAAUUCCAUUUUUCAACAAGCUUUUAAAUUCCUUCAAAACAACCCCACAAAAAAAAAAAAAAACCAUUUUUUUUUUCAUUCUUCAAAAAAUCUCAGACGUUUUGCUUCCAUUUUCGUAGCAAAAUCAAAGUAAAAAAACCAAGAAGAUGAAGAAAGUGAAGCUUGAAGUGUUGACACUCCCAAACAGACUCACACUGAUUCAAAUUUUCAUGAUGAUGAUGCUUCUCUACAUGCUUUUCAUGAGCUUUGAAAUUCCCUUAGCUUUCAAAGCAGGAUUAGGUUCAGAAACUGUAGCUAAUAUUGGGGUUUUCACCACCGACGCAAUGCCACUUUUGGAAGAACAAAAUCACAAACAAAAACGACCCUUUGGGUUAUUAUUACGGAAAGUUUCAACCUUGAGCUUUAACAAUAGCUUUGAAGGUGUAUCAGAGCUUGACAAGGUAGCAAAACAUGCUUACAGUUCUGGUAAAAAGUUAUGGGAAGAAGUUGAAAGUGGUAAAGUUAAGAGUUUUUCGGGUUUUAAAAAAGCCAAAAAUGGUUCGGAUUCUGAUACUUGUUUGAGUUCAGUUUCAGCUUCUGGGUUUGAGUUUAGGGAGAAGUUGAAAGGGGUUAUGGUUUUGAAUUGUGGGUUGACACUUUGGUCUCAUGUGACUGUUGUGGGGACACCACGUUUUGCACAUGGUGAGAGUGAUCCAAAGAUUGGUGGUGUGAGAAAUGGUGAUGAAAAGGUUAUGGUUUCACAGUUUAUGUUGGAGUUGCAGGGUUUGAAAGCUGUUGAUAAUGAAGAGCCACCAAAGAUAUUGCAUUUUAAUCCUAGGCUUAAAGGGGAUUGGAGUGGGAAGCCUGUUAUUGAACAGAAUACUUGUUAUAGGAUGCAAUGGGGGACUGGUCUUAGGUGUGAGGGAUGGAAGUCUCGCGCGGACGAGGAAACUGUUGAUGGACAGGUGAAAUGUGAGAAAUGGAUUCAUGAUGAUGAUAAUCGAUCGGAAGAGUGGAAGGCGACGUGGUGGUUGAACAGACUGAUGGGGCGAAAAAAGGUCGUGCCUGUUGAAUGGCCAUAUCCUUUUGCCGAGGGGAAAUUAUUUGUUCUCACCAUAAGUGCUGGCUUGGAAGGUUACCAUAUUACUGUAGAUGGGAGGCAUGUGACUUCCUUUCCGUAUCGCACAGGCUUUGCUCUUGAGGAUGCUACUGGACUAUCCAUAAAUGGAGACGUCGAUGUGCACUCUAUAUAUGCUGCUUCCUUACCUACAUCACAUCCUAGCUUUGCUCCUCAGAUGCAUCUUGAAUUGCUUCCUCGGUGGAAGGCACCACCUAUUCUCGACGUGAACGUCGAGCUUUUCAUCGGUAUCCUUUCCGCUGGCAACCAUUUUGCUGAACGGAUGGCAGUGAGGAAGUCAUGGAUGCAACAUAAGCUAAUCAAAUCCUCUCAUGUUGUGGCUCGGUUUUUCGUGGCCUUGCAUGGAAGGAAGGAUAUAAAUGUGGAGAUAAAGAAAGAAGCUGAGUAUUUCGGCGAUAUUAUUAUAGUACCAUACAUGGAUCAUUAUGACCUUGUUGUUUUGAAGACCGUAGCCAUAUGUGAAUACGGGAUACGCUCGGUGGCUGCUAAGUAUAUCAUGAAGUGUGAUGAUGACACGUUUGUUAGAGUGGACUCUGUCAUAAGCGAAGCGAGAGAAGUUCAAACUGGUAAAAGCCUUUAUAUGGGAAAUAUGAAUUACCACCACAAGCCUCUUCGUGAUGGGAAAUGGGCUGUAACUUACGAGGAAUGGGUAGAGGAAGAGUAUCCUCCCUAUGCUAAUGGUCCGGGUUACAUCGUCUCAUCUGACAUUGCUCGGUUCAUUGUAUCCGAAUUUGAAGAGCAAAGACUGAAAUUAUUUAAAAUGGAAGACGUGAGCAUGGGAAUGUGGGUAGAACAAUUCAACAGCUCAAGAGAAGUAGAAUAUGUGCACAGCUUUAAGUUCUGCCAAUUCGGGUGCAUCGAAGAUUACUACACAGCACAUUACCAAUCGCCAAGACAAAUGACUUGCAUGUGGGAUAAAUUGCAACAUCAAGGUAAACCACUUUGUUGCAACAUGAGAUGACAAAUAUAGAGAAGCACAGCUAGGAAAGUUACAUUUUCAUGAUAACCUUUAUUUAUAUAAAUGCGCCCUCUUUGGAGGCGGUUUUGGCUCAAAGUAUCGUUGUUUUCACCCUUAUUUGAUCCAUCCUCUCACCAAAAAGAACAGAAUAUAUAGCCUAGGAAUGUUAAUGUUUUAUAUAUAUCGAGAGAGAGCGAGAGUUGGGUACUACAGCGAUCGUCGAAGGAACAAACCAAUGGUUUGUAAAUUUGUAGUGUAGACAGUAGAGUAACCCGUGGUAUAAGCGGAAUAAAAUUAUUUUAUUUUUCUUCGACUUUAUUUUCGUAUGAUCUUUCAUACAUUUUAAGUUGCUUCUGGAUGAAGAGGCAAGUCUUGUUAUGCCAAUUUCUGAGUCCAGAAAAGGUUAUGAUGUGCUACAAGAUAACCUGUACUUACACAGUUCAUAUGAAUAUAUCACAUUCACAAUUGCUAAA